Molecule: messenger RNA, 11483 nt
Organism: Anopheles coluzzii
Lineage: Eukaryota; Metazoa; Arthropoda; Insecta; Diptera; Culicidae
Exons: 2
Coding region: 3723-5000 (425 amino acids)
Molecular function (GO): nucleic acid binding; zinc ion binding
Source: RefSeq, a predicted model, not a curated record
CAUAUAUGUAUAUGUUUGAAAAAGGUAUACCAUUACCAAUAAUUUAAUUUUAAUUAAGGUCAAUCAAAUAAGAAGCAAGCACUUUUUCAUUCAUUUUGGAAAUCUGGUAUAGAAACAUUUUAACGCGCCAAGGAGCGUUAGGCUUUAGCAUUGACACCGUGGGAAAAUUUAGCAAUUGCAUAGUCUAUAAUAACCACGCGCUUAGCAACGAAAGCGUGGUUGUUAUAGACUACACCUCAAAAGUUAACAUCCUUCUCCUUUUCUCCGUUGCCAUGGUGAAAUACGGGAUGCGCUUUCUAUUUCUUGAUUGGGAUUCAGAUUUUUCCUAGAUUUGUUGAAAUGUUGGUGUUAGUACAAAUAUAUUUUCACUUUUUCAAUACAUUUACAGGGUUUUCAGUUUCGAAUGUAUAUUAAAAUGUAUUGCGUUGUUUCACCGCAAUAUUUCAUGUAUUCACCGCAGGCAAAAUGUUGUUCCACAUCGACCUGACAUUUCAUUUCCAUCACAAUAAUUUUUAAUUUCUACAGUAUGAUUUUCAACACGACUCAAGCUGGAUUGAGCUUGACAGUUUUUUGUUAUGUGUUGAAAAUCAUGUGUUGAAACUGGAAUUUUGUUUUGAACCAAAUAUACCAUUUGACAAAUGUAGAAAAACAUCUUGGAUGCGGUGAAACAAUAUUUACAUUCGAAACUGACUUGGAAACCCCUGUAAAUAAGUACCCCUAAAAUACAACUAAUUACACUCAAUUAUUUUAAUUCGCCUGGUUAUGAAACAUAGCAAUUCAACACAUUAAUUCUAAUCGAUUAAUUUUGGGCCGGUCCCGUGGUCAAUCUUAGAAGAUGAUGGUCAAAAGUUCAAGCCCCGUAUGGAUCGGACCUCCAAUACGUAGGACUGAAUAUCCUGCUAUGGGCACAUCAAUUUGGCACCAGAUAUCCAAGAUUGGAGGCCUUUCCGUUUUAAGUUGGUAAGCUGAAAUUUCAGCCUGUCAGUUGUUUGCAUUGUAUACCAGUUUUCGAGCAACUAUCUAAGUGGGUAUAACAUACAGGUGGGCUUAUCCCAAGAUGUAUGAAUUUAGAAUACUGAUUUUUAUCGCUUCUGCUUCUGAAUGAAGAUUUUAAGAGUGUUUUAUGUAUUCGUCAAGCCUCCAGAAAGUUUGUUUGAACAAAAGUUUUCACCCAUCUUGUCAAAAAGUGAUAGCGGAAUUUGGGGCAAGUGUGCCAUACGGGGCAAGAGUGCCACCAAGCAUUUUUCCUUAAAAACUUUAGUUUAAUGAUCAAUUGUGUAUACAGUUGGUUGCUUUCCAAUGACUAAGUAUACUGAGCCGAAUUUCAUAUAGACAAAUCGAUAUUUCCCAUUGUUUUGAACUGAUUUAUAUUGAGUUUAAAAAAUUGAGCAGAAUAUUAUAAUUUUUUAAUCCAACCAAAUAAGCUCUCAAAAAUCAUGCGAACAAUCAACCGAGAAAAUUUUUACACCACCGUAUAGCUGAGGAAACGUGAAUUUUUUUGUGGGGUUAGUUGAAAAAAACUUUCUUUUUUUUUUUAUUCAGUAGGGACGGCUUUGCCGUAUUGCUUAAAAAAAACUUUCUUUUUGUCACUGAAAAAUUCAAUUUAAAAAAAGAUACAACUUUUGGGGCAAAAGAGCCAUCUCUAUUUGGGGCAAGUGUGCCACCAUCUUUCAUAGGCGCGAGCUGUCAAAAAUGUAAACAUUGUUGUAGCGUUCAGCGGUAUGGUGCGCUUUUACGAGCGGUUUCUACUCCGGAAAAACAGACCAGCAACAACCCAUAUUGCGAUACAGUUUGUGAUGAAAAGGGGUUCAAGACAUGUAGGAAUACAUACACUAGUGGUACAAACGUAAUAAUUUCCAAUUAUCUAAGAAAUAUGGUUGUUUUAACCAGGUGGCCGUCUUGCCCCAUACGAGUGGCACUCUUGCCCCAUAGCCCAAAAAACAACGUUUUUUUUCACCCUUUUUAAAACGCUUCAAAAACUGUUUUGUUUGCACUUUUUUCAAGCGAAACUCAUUUAUAAGUGCGGAAAUAGAUGUAAAAUGGUUAUGAGAUUUAAAUUGGCUUUUGAAAAACACGUUUUAGUGAGUUAUAACUUGAAAUGCUUAAGGUGGCACACUUGCCCCAAAUUCCGCUAUUCAAAUUUGGUUAUAAAAACAUGCUAUGAGACCAUCUGGACUACAUACACUUUGAUUCUAGAUUCCACCACGUGAUUUCUUUAACCGUCUUGUGUACGACCAAAAUCUUAUCUUAUCAAGAUUUUUUUCAAUCAAUAAUAUGUUCUAACUCCACCACCAUAACUGGCCAGGCCGCAUGUUUUAAGUGGAUGAUUAGUCUUUUUAUAAGUUUUACUUAGGUUUCUUUCAAAAGUUAUAUACAUUUUUCAAUUGUUUUGCUUGUUGUAUAAAAAUAUAUGUUGACGAUCUAUAAAAUAUGCUCAUCAUCUUUUAUUAAAAACCGGCUCCGACCGGCUCCAGACAACUUCGGAACCUCCUCCACUCCAACCCAACGGAGCCGGCUCCGCCCCCAUGGCUCCGCACCCACGGCUCCGAAGCUGACUCCGCUCCAGUGGCUCCGCACCAACGACUCCGCACCCACGGCUCCGGAGUCGGUUUUAACAGAUUGCUAAAAAAAUCCUUUUCAAUAAAGUUUCAAUGGGAAAGAUCCGUAAAUAGCUUAGUAAAUAAUGUUGUAAAAGAAUUUUGUAAAAAAAAUCGAUAAAUUUUGAACAUCGUUCAACAAUCACAUCGCGUGUUAGCUUCUACACUUGCAAGAAGAUAGAUUCGUUUUUUAGACUAUCAUACAAUGCCGUCUCUAUUGAAACGUUAGUCCAGAGCCGUUGGUCCGGAGCCGUUGAUUCACCGCCGGAGCCAUUGAUUCGUCGCCGACUUCGGGGCUGUUGGUGCGAAUCCGGCUCCGGAGCUGUUGGUGUGGAUCCGGUUCUGGAGCCGUGGGUGCAGAGCCGACUUCGGAGCCAUUGAUGCGCUCCAAAACACCCAUCCCUAUUCGGCAGUAACACUAUGACUACAGUAUGAAUGUGUGUGUUAACUUUCAGCCAAUUCUAUUUCGUUUGCUUGUAGUGGUUGGUAUCAUUUUAAAAGAGGUGAUUUCAGUGUUAAUGUCGAUAUAUUGUUACACUGUAAUACAACAUUUGAAAAAAAGGCCGGUUGGGGUGUUGGAGUUACAGCACAUUUUUGAUUGAAAAAAAUAUUGAUAGGAGUUUUUAAAUUCUAAUUUUAUAACAAUAUGUUAUAAAACAUUAUUGUGACCCUAAGACAAUUUUCAUUCAAUUCUAACUAGUAAUUCAAAAGAUAUAAGCUUUUAACCUCGAAAAACAUAAUUCUUCCAUACAAAAUGUAUAGCUUACACGGGUAGGCGGUUGUACAUGUGUAGGGUAUUUAAACUUAAAUAAUAAAAAAAAAAAUUUAACAUUUUUGGUAUUUUUUGCACAUGGGUAGAAAACAUAUUUUCUGAGGUGUAGUACCCUGGAGAUUUGACCCCUAAUUAGACCAUAGUGCCGGAUCGGAAUAUGACCAUCACCGCGACAACUGUGCGAUAAUCCGAAUGUCAAAAAUAAAGAUUAUUCGUUUACGGAUCGUUGUACUGACAACACCUUCAGCCUUCUGUUAAUUCUUCUGCCUUCCGAUUUUGUGCCUUUUAUAAGUUCAACGUUUAGUUCAAAUUAGUAAAAUUCGAGGUUUACAUCUCAGAAGUGGGAUUGUGCCAUGCCGUCUAAAGAAGAUAUGUUGUGUGCGCUGGAGAACGCGAAAGUGCCGGUGCCUCCAACCGCUACGAUUGCUCAAAUCCGCAUGUUGUACGAGGAGCUAUUUCCUAGAAGUCACGUUGUAGCCGAACAAAAGCUUGCGCCCGAAGUAACGCAUGAAAGUGUUGAUACUGGGGAUUUGGCGAUAAAGCAAAUGAAUGACGAGCAAGAAAUUGUCAAGACAGCUAAUUCUGGCGGGUUAGAGACGGAAUUAGAAACACUGCAGAAGGAGCUGCAAGUGCUCGAACUUCGUCAGAAAAUCGCUAUGCUGAAGUCAUCUAACAUCGCUUCGACUUCGCUACCAUCAUCAUCAUCACCACCACCGCUGCCUUUACCUACAGCGCAGCCAGUGCCGCCAUCUUUAACAUCGUCACCACCGCUCCCUUUGCCGCUACCUACAGCGCUGCCAGUGUAUGUACCCAACUUUGAAGACUUCAUAGGAAAAUUUAGUGGUGAAAGAGGAGGAGUAGGGGUGGAGCACUGGUUUCGAGAAUUUGAACAAAUAUGUAGCUUGUACACACUAAACGACCAGCUGAAAUUUUUCUGUAUGCGCCGCCUGCUCACCGACACCGCCGCCAUUUUUGCUAAAACCUCAGGCGCAUGCACCUAUGAGACACUGAAAGCUGACCUUAUUAGUACUUUCACAUCAAAAACUUCACUAGAAGAAGUGUUUAAAAAACUAAGGGCACGACAUCUCUCGCAACAUGAAAGCAUCACAAGGUAUGUGUUGGAAAUGCAGCAAAUAGCGGGCACCGUCAUUCCAGAGGAAGACUUGGUCAAUAUUAUAAUUGACGGAAUUGAUGAUCCUAUUAAUACGUCAUCCAUACGUUUCGCUGCAAAAUCGCUCGAGCACCUUAAAACCCUGCUGAAAAAAUACGAAACUUUUCGUCAAACUCGUGGCGUGACUCCUACACCAGCACCGUUACGCACUAAACCCCCAGCUCCACCCCGCAGCACUGGCCCCUCGCGUCAAUGGGCGCAGAACAACAAUAAUGAACCGGCCAGAUGCUUUAACUGUUCUCAAUUCGGCCAUUAUCAAAGCGCUUGCCCAAUGCCACGCCGCCCCAAGGGAUCCUGUUUUAAAUGCCACCAAAUGGGACAUACACAUCGAGAGUGCCGAAACUUCCAGCCCGUUAGGACUGCUGCGGUGCACCAUCUGGGUUCCCAUGGAUUCGAUGAGGAAACUGCGGACCAAAUACUGCUUAGCGAAAUUGAAACGCCGACCCAAACGGAUAAUUAGUGACCGAGGUACCUGCUUCACGUCCAACCAGUUCGAAAAUUUCCUUAGAUCAAAUGAGGUACAGCAUGUACUCAACGCUACUGGUUCACCACAAGCAAACGGACAAGUCGAAAGGGUUAACCGCGUACUUCGACCCAUACUCAGCAAACUUUCGGACUCUUAUGAUCACGAUGAUUGGAAUUUGCAUUUACUGGAUGCUGAAUAUGCGUUGAAUAAUUCAAAGCACGCCAGUACGAAGUUUUCACCCUCAGUUCUCCUGUUUGGUAUUGAACAACGGGGUCAUUUAAUUGAUGAACUAACGGAGUUUUUAGACGAGCGUCGUGGAAGUACACUAAAUGAUUUAAGCGACAUUCGGGCUGAAGCAUCGGCAAAUAUAAUUAAAUCUCAGCUUACCAAUGAGGCCUAUUUUCGUAAAAAUCAUAAACCAGCAGCUAAAUAUGAAGUUGGAGAUUAUGUAGUAAUGCGGAACAUUGAUAGCAACACUCAGCAGAAUAAGAAGUUGAUUCCUAAAUAUAAAGGUCCGUACAUAGUCCAUAAGGUAUUGCCUAACGAUCGCUAUGUCAUUAGGGACAUUGAGGGCUGUCCAAUAACUCAGAUGCCAUAUGAUGGCAUAUUAGAAUCAAACAAGUUGAAGAAAUGGAGUGAGCCGUAUGAAACCGUUAACGAAAUUUGAAUUACUAAUCUUUACACAUAAAUUGAGGUCAAUUUGUUGGUUAGGAUGGCCGAGCUGUAGUACCCUGGAGAUUUGACCCCUAAUUAGACCAUAGUGCCGGAUCGGAAUAUGACCAUCACCGCGACAACUGUGCGAUAAUCCGAAUGUCAAAAAUAAAGAUUAUUCGUUUACGGAUCGUUGUACUGACAACACCUUCAGCCUUCUGUUAAUUCUUCUGCCUUCCGAUUUUGUGCCUUUUAUAAGUUCAACGUUUAGUUCAAAUUAGUAAAAUUCGAGGUUUACAGAGACAUUUUUAAAAUUUGAAGUCGAUACGAUUUUUUAAUCCAAAGUUAUUUUGGAAUAAAGAUGCAAAACUUACACGGGUAGGCGGUUAUACACAUGACGGUUAAUGCACCUUGGGGUAAAUGUAAACAACACCGUGUUUUGCCAUUUUUCGAGCAGGUACUCGAAUCUAAUUCUAGCUUUGAGACUAGUAUAAUCUAGACUGAAAAUUGCAGGCUAGUUUUGUGUGGUUUUGUAUGGGGUGUUUACAUGAUUUCAGCCUCCAACUGUCAAACUCCAUACAAAAAGCUGACUAGAAUCGUGAAGGGCCCCAUUAUUAUUGGCAAAAGUAGGCUUACACCAAAAACUUGGUUUGAUAUAAGUAGAUCUAAACUUGGAAAUGAUGCAAGAAUCGGGGUAUGAUCAACUACCAGGAUUUUUGAACGGGCCUUUUUAAAGAUAAAAGAAUUAGGAAGAUUUAUCCGAUGACGGAAACUCAGAUACGCAGGCCAGCAGACUCCUUUAAAAUCAGAUUAUAGGUCCGCAUUAUCAUUCAGAAGCAAUGACUAUUAAGUUCUUUGAUAGUAAUAAUUAAAAAAAUCCUGUAUAAUGGCAGCCUAUAGAUUAAGAAAAAUAAGAAAAAUCAAAAGUACACUAAAAGUAAUAACUGGUAAAAAAUCAAACCAACUACAGUCUGAACUCACUGGUUGAACUUCGAAUCCCUGCCAACUAUUGAAUAGGGUAAAUGUACCAGUAUUGGGCAGGUUAGUGCAGCAGUUUCACAAAAACUGCUCGUACACUUACAAUUUGUAUUACUUUUCAUGAAAGUGACAUUAGUUUGAACGAUAAACUAUCGUAUUAUGUUGUGCUAUUUUUUAUUUGCCGAUUUAAAUGUAUUUUUUAGAGAUAUUCGUGAAAAUGCAAAUACUGGUAUUGUUCCUAUUUUCGGCAGUUUGGUCCUAUUUUUGGCAGCUGUGCUCCUAUUUUCGGCAACGCGAAUACGGGUCGGUAAAUGUUUUAAUCAAUGCCAAUAGAUAGACAAAAAUGUUUAAAACAGUUUUACACUUUCAUUUUCCUAAGAUUUGUGUUGUAAAGUACUUAAAUUAUAAAUUUUAUGUUGCCCAUAUUGGGCAUUUUGCUGGCAAUUUUUAGAGUCAUUUUGAUUUGAUUUACAAACAAAGUAGGCACUGGAGAAAUAAGACUGCCUGACGGCUAUAGAGUACGGCAAAUUAAUAUUUUUCUCUCAAGUUAUUUGAUUAUUUAUAGUGAAAAUGGUGAUAUUUGAUAGAAGAAAUGUCAUUUUAUGUGUCGACAUACACAUUGCAGUUUUCUGAUCAAGUUAUAAAUGAAUAUUCAGCCAAAUCAAAAGUGUAUUUUUGUUUCAAGUCUCGGCAGGAGCCAACAGCAUUGAUCUGUCAAAAAUCUACAUUUACCGUGUACCUAUUUUCGGCAGCAUUUAAUGUGAAUAAUUACUUGUUUUUAGUGAUGUUAAAAUUCCACGCGGGCUAGUAUAAAAUCUGCAACCAAAUAAUAUUUCAUAAAAACCACACUUUCAUUGCUUUGGUGUUCUGAUUCUCUUAAAAAUGAAACUUGCCGAACUAUUGCCUGACAGCAAAUCUGCCAAAAAAUUGUGAACUCCGCACAUUUUGUUUGAAAUUUUGAAAAAUAUGCAAGGAAAUGAUGUGAUACUUCGUAUAUGAAAAACAAAUGAGUAUAUCUCUUUUUAAAAAAUAUGUGUGGAGACUAUUCUCAACGCGUUUUUGCGUAAUUACACGUUUUUAGUUACCCUGCCGAAAACAGGUACACUGCCAAAUACUGGUACAGUAUUUAAUUUUCCUUUUAUUACUGGUACACUGCCAAAUACUUUUUUCAUAUUUUUCUCGGCAAGCCAUGAGAUUUUUGUGAAAUUUUCAAAACCCGGUUUUUCCAUACAAACGCUUGCUUUUAAUUGAGCUGUCAGCCAACUAUCGAGCGUUCAACUAAAAAGCAUGCCAACUAAAAAGCGUUCAACUAUUGAAUUCUUACGGUAUUAUUUUUCCUGUCAAGUGAUUGGAUUAUUUAUCGUGAAAUUGAUUAUAUUUAAUACAACAAAUGUUGGCAGGAGCCCACAACAUUGAUCUGUCAAAAAUCAACAUUUACCGAGUACCUAUUUUCGUCAGAAUUUAAAGUUAAUAAUUACUUGUUUUCCAUGAUUUUAAAAUUCCAAGCGGGCUAGAAUUAUGCAACCAAUGAAUCUUUCAUAAAAACAACACUUUCAUAGUUUUACUGCUAUGGUUCUCUUAGUAACGAAACCUGCCGAACUAUUAGCUGACAGCAAAUCUACCGAUAAUUUUUUAACUCUGCACAUUUUAUUUGAUAUUUUGAAAAAUAAUAGUUAAUUUUGCAAUCGAAUUUAUGGCAAUUAUCGAAGGCAUUUUUGUAAAAACCAUGGCGUAUGAUAUUUGAUUUUGGUGUAGAGUAUUUACUCAUACUCUUUCACUGUUCGUACUUCUUAGUCCAAGUUACAGUUCUUAUUUACAUCAUGGGACAACCUAUCAGAUUAACUCAGAUUAUAUAAAAAACUAUUCAUGAUUAUUUACUUUUUCCAGUUCAUUUUCACAUGGUCCAUGUUGUUAUCAAUUCUGUGGUUCGUAAUUCCACUUAUACUUUUUGGUUUAUUCCCAAAUUUUGUUAUUACGGCACAAUGGCAUAGCUGUGCCAGGGUGUAUCCUGAUGUAAGGGAGCAUGGUUUUAUUUACCACACUUACUAUCAUGUUCCCUCAUACUAUCUGGUAAAAUUCUGAAACUUAUCUCUUUCUAUAUACCAGUGUAGAGAGAGAUAAAGUAGUCUGAUCAAAGUAGUCUGGUUAGGAGCUACGCUCUUUUGUUUCAUAAUUUGCACACGCUACAACAGUCGUUACUUUUCAAGCGAAAUUAACGGCAGUAACGCACCGUUAGUCGUUGCUAGAAUUUGUAUUAUAGACUAGUAAAAAUGGCCCGGUUACGGCAGCAGCGUUUAUUGAGAGGCAUAUGAGAAUUGCGCUUCAAUCAACCUUUUUUUUGGAUCGUUUGUAAAAUAUGUUUGUGUGUGUACAUUAUGUACAGUCAGUCCAAAAAGUAUUCAUCUAUCUGAAUAUUUUACAGAAAAAGACUAAUUAUGGCCGCAAUAGGCAUGGGACGGUAAAAGUAAUCAUGGGGUUUGAUAAAGGGACUAUCAAUACACACGCACUGCUAAAAAUAAGCAUUAAAUAGUGCAAUAACAAUUAAAUUAAUUAAAAAACUAAAAAAGUCGUCUUUUUGGCGCGCAAUAAGUAUUCGUCUAUCAGACUUUUUAAUCAUUUACGCUGGCUGGCGCUUUCCAAGACCGCAUUAUAUUUUUGGUACUUGUAAAUUUUAUUUUCAAACAUUCCUAUGACCUUGACCUGUUUCCAGGGUAUUCCCUCAUUUUGAGAUUUUAAAAGGUCUACUAAAUGUGAGUCAGUGUAUUUUUCGCUCAUCCCAAUUAUCUUUACACGUGACAAUGGUAAAUCCGUUGCACACUCAUCUCCCAAAAUGUUUUCUACUUCUUUCCUGAGUUCAUCUAAUUUAACCUGAGCAGAACAUUGAACAUACACCUGACCGUCCUUGCCGUUACGGAAUUCCGACACCUACUGCUUCCUUGGAUCCAACUUAGCGCGAAGGUCAGCUCUUGUCUUAUCACAAGAUUGACCCACCUUUGGUACAAUAACCAGAGUCUUACUAUUCUUAUUGUUGUUUGCUAAAAUGGGUCCUGUAACCUUGUCAGAAAUCUUAGGCGUCGAAUUAGCAUUCCCCGUGUCAAAACGAUUAAUAAUGGUUUGAACAUUACUGUUCCCACUAUUCGUCCUUUUUCUUUUCUUAGUCUGUAGCCCAACUUUCAUCCUCUACUGUUUCUCUGGCCUUAGUAUCGUUAAAGGUUGCACGCAAGGCUUCCUUUGCCUUAUUUGAGCAUUCUACCGCACUCAAGCUUUCACGCAAUGUUUGCUCCAAUUUGCGUUCUACUUGUGCGCAGAGCUCAGUUUUUAGAGUCUCGAUUCCCUUUUCCAAGGCACUCGAUAUCCAUACACUCACAUUCGACUCCAAAUUUUUUAUGGAUUGUGUGAGUAAAUCGUACGAUCCACUCACAUCUACAUCCAUAUCCGCCAAGCCCGAUUUGUGUUCUAAACAUCUAUCACACAUAUACAGCAUAUUCUUAUUUUCAUUAAUUAUUUUGGCCACUGUUUUCGACAGCGAGGGGGUAACGCAGCGACGAUGAAAGUUGCCACCACAUUUUCCCGCACACAAAAUCUAGUCAUCGUUUAUUCAAACUACGGCGGAGCAUGCUAAACACUCCAUGCCGUAAAAACAAAAUUUAGGCGAGCUGUUUUAGAAUUAAAAAAAUUAUCACACAGACAUGAAUAAAAGGUAACAACAAAUGCACACAAACACUACUCUACUACAGCCUGCGAUAUCAAACGCUUACAAUCGUGUACACGUCUUGACAAACGGACAACGAUACGUAUGUCUAGCAUGAACACAAACACAUACCGAGCAAAGAUUAAUCACUUUCGACAACGCAGUGACGCUGUCGACCGAGAUACAGGCGUCCCCCGAGUUACGACCCCCUCGAGUUACGACGAUUCGCAGAUACGACGAUUUUGAUUUUGACAGUUACAAGUUGUCAUUGACAAGAAAUUGAUGUAUUUUUUUGAAUAUCUGGGCUGAUAACCGUUAUACACACAUUUCCAAAGAUUCCACAACUACCCUAUCUUGAAUAUUUACAUUGUGUACGGUUUUUAAAAUAUAAUUAUUACAUUAUCAAACAUUAUUUUAAAUAAAAUACACGAUAUCAUAAAUUCCGACUCUUCAACUUCGGUUAUAAACUUAACAUUCAUAGAUAUUCAACAUACGACUUUUUCGACUUACGCCUUGCUUUGGAACAUUUUUUCGGUCCCAAAUACAGUCGUAUCUCGGGGGACACCUGUACUUCACCCGUGUUUUACAUUCACAAAACAAUAAUACAAAUACUAAACAAUAAUGCCGCAGGUAGCACUAACAUUAAGUAACAAGUAGAACAAAACAAAAUAACACCUAGCUCUCUAUUUCACAAGUUUUCACAGUUCACAAACGGGAGCUACACAUUCACAGGACUGCACUUGUCACCAUUCACCUCAAGGUCAUUUUCAAGAAUAUCGCUAUAAAAUGCAUUUGAAACGGCAAAUAAAAAAUAGCACAACAUAAUACGAUAGUUUAUCGUUUAAAAUAACGCCACUUUCAUGAAAAGUAAUAAAAAUUGUAAGUGUACAAGCAGUUUUUGUGAAACUGCUGCACUAACCUGCCCAAUACUGGUACAUUUACCCUAUAUAGAUUUAUGAUUGCUUAAUUUUCGUUUUUUUAUAUUUUAUAAAUUAAAUUGUGGAUGAUGUACCUUUUCAAAUAAAUUAUUUAUGUAUUAAAAUUCAUACUGUUUGCGAUAGAUUUACUUUACAUUUAGAUCAGAUAUUCCAGGUAAUAUCAACUCGCGUGGUACCAUGGUAUACGCCCUACCGAAUCCCGGAAAUGUCGUAUGCCGU